AUGGCAACGUCGUACGUGGAGGCUCCAGCCGCGCUGUACUGGUACGACGACGACGCCGACGCCGAGGCGUUGCUCCGCGACAGCGACGCCCUGCCGAUGUCGUCGGUGGAGUUUCUUGCUCUGUCUCGGCAAGACGCCGUCGCCGACUUGGAGGCCUUCCUCCGUUAUAUCCGGAGCGUUCACGUUCCAGCCACCGGCCUUGCUCCUGUCGCCAUGGCAGAUGAAGCGACCCCGACGACUCCCCUAGCGGUUCUUGGAGCGCCGCGCAGUUACGGCGAUGACGAUGCCGCCGCGAGCGCCACCAUCAAGAGUCCGUCCAAGAAGCAGCCGGAGCCGUUCGAGACGUACGACGAUGACAUCGACGCCAGCCUCAGGGCCAUGGAGAAGGACCCCACGGAACGUCCCACGCCGUUGUACCUCUGGACGACGCAGGCUGGGAAGAUGACCAUGGUCAAGCGCGCCGAGCUCGUCUCGUGGAUGCACGACUUCGCCGGGUACUACGACCUCGCCCGGGGCGCGCUGCACCGAGCCGUCUCCUACGUCGACCGCUUCCUGUCGGCCAAAAAGAUCUGGGGCUCUUGCGAGCUCCGCCUCCUCGGCGCCGUGGCCGUCUUCACCGCGGCCAAGUACGAGGACAGGAGAACCACGUGGGCGCUCGACGCCGACAAUGUCGCUCGGCACGCCGGGUGCACCCGACGCGAGGUCGUCUACGCGGAGUGCGAGCUGGUCGCCGCGCUCGGGUACCGCCUCAGCGGCCCCACGGCCUACACGUUCAUCGACCACUUCACAAGGCACGGCCAAGAGGAAGAGGGCACCCAGGGCUCGGCGGUGAGGUCCGUGGCGCACCACCUCGCCGACCUGGCGCUGCUGGACUACCGGUGCGUGCAGUUCCUGCCGUCCGUCGUGGCGGCGUCCGCAAUCGUCCUGGCGAGGCUUGCCGUGGACUCCGCGGCGUCGGGGAGCCAGGAGCUCAAGGUGACGGGGUACGCGCUCGAAGACCUGACCGGCUGCAUGGACACGAUCUACGACAUGCAUGAGCACCAGCACGUGUGGCCAGGAUGCGCCCAGAUGAUGGCCAACUGCGCGCACAGCUACUCCUUGCCCCCUCGCUCGCUGAUCGACGUGCGCGCAUGGACCGCAGAAACACAGCUGCAGAGCUAG
Messenger RNA from Phragmites australis (common reed), 1161 nucleotides. RefSeq names its product putative cyclin-F2-1. The record is from RefSeq and is a predicted model, not a curated record. Gene Ontology annotation, biological process: regulation of cyclin-dependent protein serine/threonine kinase activity; mitotic cell cycle phase transition. Gene Ontology annotation, molecular function: cyclin-dependent protein serine/threonine kinase regulator activity. The transcript has a single exon. NCBI's taxonomy places the organism in Eukaryota, Viridiplantae, Streptophyta, Magnoliopsida, Poales, Poaceae. Gene Ontology annotation, cellular component: cyclin-dependent protein kinase holoenzyme complex; cytoplasm; nucleus. The coding region runs from base 1 to 1161 and encodes 386 amino acids.